AUGUCACCACACUCCAAUGCCCCGCCUUCGGGCCCGCGCCCCGAGUACGACCAAGAGAUCAAGGACAUGGCCGACUACAUUCACAACUACAAGAUCGAAUCAGAGCUCGCGCUCGACACUGCUCGUUACGUCUUCCUCGACACACUUGGAUGUGGUCUUGAGGCCCUCCAAUUCGAAUCCUGCACCAACUUGCUCGGACCUAUCGUCCCCGGCACCGUCGUCCCCAAUGGUACUCGCGUGCCCGGUACCCCUUACAUCCUCGACCCCAUCAAUGGUGCAUUCAACAUUGGUGCUAUGAUCCGUUGGUUGGACUUCAACGACUGCUGGUUGGCUGCGGAGUGGGGUCACCCAUCGGACAACUUGGGAGCCAUCCUCGCCGUGACUGACUGGAUCAACCGAACCAACAAGUCUGGCUCUGCUGCCAAGAUUGCUGGCGGCAAGAUCUUCACUGUUCACGAUGUGCUCGAGGGUAUGAUCAAGGCUCACGAGAUUCAGGGCUGCUUGGCGCUCGAGAACAGCUUCAACAAGGUCGGUCUGGACCACGUCGUCAACGUCAAGGUCGCUUCCACCGCUGUCGUCGCCAAGAUGCUCGGUCUCAACGAGUCUCAGACCCGUGAUGCCAUCUCCCAGGCCUGGGUCGACGGCCAGAGCAUGCGUACCUACCGUCACACUCCCAACACCAUGUCCCGAAAGUCCUGGGCUGCCGGCGAUGCGUGCGCCCGUGCCGUCGACAUGGCGUUGAAGGUGCUCAAGGGUGAGGGUGGUAUGGCCACUGUUCUGUCCACUCCUACCUGGGGUUUCUACGACGUCAACUUCGGUGGCAAGAAGUUCCAGUUCCAGCGUCCUUACGGCAGCUACGUCAUGGAGAACGUCCUCUUCAAGGUCUCCUACCCUGCCGAGUUCCACUCGCAAACCGCCGUCGAGGCCGCGGAGCGGAUCCACCACCAGCUCAAGGCCCAGGGCAAGUCCGCCGCCGACAUCGAGUCCGUCGUUAACCGCACCCACGAGGCUUGCAUCCGCAUCAUCGACAAGCAAUUCAAGCCCAUGGACAACUACGCCGACCGUGACCACUGCGUCCAAUACAUGGCCGCCGUCAUGCUCGUCUUCGGCCGCCUCGAAGCCGGCGACUACCCAGACGCCAGCGAGGCCGCCACCAGCCCCUUGGUCGAGGACCUCCGCAAGCGCAUCUCCUGCGUGGAGGAGCCGCAGUUCACCGCCGACUACCAUGACCCGGCCAAGCGCACCAUCACCAACGGCCUGACCGUCACCCUCAAGGACGGCACCGUCCUCGACGAGGUCCUCAUCGAGGCCCCGCUCGGUCACCGUCUCCGCCGCGAAGAGGCUAAGCCCGUCAUCCUUGAGAAGUACCGCCGCCACAUCGCCCCUCACUUCAGCGCCGAGCACACCAAGAAGCUCGUCGACUUGGGUAACGACUCUGCGACUCUGUACAAGAUGUCGGUCGAUGAGUACGUUGACCUCUACGUCAAGGAGCGCAUCUUGUAA
This is a messenger RNA of Dissoconium aciculare CBS 342.82, 1503 nucleotides long. Its product is annotated as 2-methylcitrate dehydratase. Gene Ontology annotation, cellular component: mitochondrion. Gene Ontology annotation, molecular function: 2-methylcitrate dehydratase activity; 2 iron, 2 sulfur cluster binding. The record is from RefSeq and is a predicted model, not a curated record. NCBI's taxonomy places the organism in Eukaryota, Fungi, Ascomycota, Dothideomycetes, Mycosphaerellales, Dissoconiaceae. The transcript has 2 exons. Bases 1 to 1503 code for a protein of 500 amino acids.